GAAUGAGCAGCUGGCCGUCAGUGUGAAGCCGCCUGACAGACAGAGCAGCCGCCAUGUCCUCCGAGAUGUUACCCGGUUACUCCCCCAGCUUCAAGAAGCCCUCGGAGAUCCUGCGGCUGAGUAGGCGCAGGAGCCGCAGUGAGGCUGGAGCCAGGACGGCGCUGUUUUCCCCGGGAGAGGCGGCUAAGCGGGUGCCCGGGGUCCGACCGUUCUCUCCGGGGCCACAAAGAACCGGGAGCGGGGCAGUGAAGCGCAGGAACCCGUUCGCCAAUCUGGAAAACACGGUGACGGCGAAGAGGAGAGCGGAGAUUGCGACGGAGUGCUUCCCGCAGGGGAGCUGGGCGGUGCGGGCGGCAGAACAGGAUAACCCGGGGACGGUGCAGUGUCAUCCGGUAGAAGAUGUGGUUUGGGAAGAAAGUCUUGACGCUGAGCCGACUGCAGCUACAGAGCCCCAGUCUCCAGAGAAGCCUAUUCCCACGCCUGAGCCAUGCGAAUCAUCGGUCACCUAUCCAGCCGACUGGAGUCUAAAGACGCGUCUCCUGUUUACCUCUUCUCAGCCAUUUUCUUGGACCGACCACUUAAAAGCCCAAGAAGAAGCUCAGGGCUUAGUCCUACAUUGCCAUGCGACUCCAGUCAGCUUACCUCACAGUAUAGCGGAACCAAAGUCAUCCACCGAUCUCCGCUGUGCCUUCCAGCAAGCUCUUGUUUACUGGCUUCAUCCCACCUUUCCGUGGCUGCAGCUUUUCCCCAGGAUUGGAGCUGACCGCAAGAUGACGGGGAAAAAUAGCCCCUGGGCUCAGGACGAAGCUCUGCAGCAAGUGUUAAUGAGUGAAUGGGCUCUUAGUUUAACAUCUUUGUAUAACUUGCUGAAAGCCAAGCUGUGUCCGUACUUCUAUGUCUGUACAUAUCAGUUCACAGUGCUGUUUCGAGCCGCCAGUAUAGCGGGAAGUGAUGUCAUCACAGCCGUCAUGUCUCCAACCACAAGAGGCAUAAGGGAAGCGAUGAAAAAUGAAGGAAUUGAUUUCUCUCUUCCCCUGGUGACUAAUGACCCAAGUAAAAAGACAAAAGCCUCAGAGUCGGUGUCUGAAGUGGGUGACAAGGUUCAGGACGUUGGGAACACAAGUGACGAGAAGGCACCAGCGGAAAGUGAUGAAGAUGAAAGUUUCUCAUGGUUGGAAGAGAUGGGAGUUGAAGACCAAAUUAAAAAGCCAGAUGCAAUCUCCAUCAAACUUUGCAAAGAGAAAAAUGAAGUGAAGUUGGAUCACAGACCAGAAUCUGUUGUGUUGGUCAAAGGUGCAAAUACAUUCACGUUACUCAACUUCCUGAUCAACUGCAAGAGCAUAGUUGCUGCUGCUGGUCCACAGGCAGGACUUCCACCGACGCUGCUGUCACCAGUGGCUUUCAGGGGGGCGACUAUGCAUACAAUGAAGACAAGGAGUGUCAGUGUGAAAACUCGGGUGCUGUCUGGAUUUAAAGAUCAGUUCAGCCUGGAGAUUACCGGCCCGGUGAUGCCACACACUGUGCAUUUUCUGACUCUGCUGCUUAAAGCUGCACAGAGGGGAAGUUUUUCAGCAUCUCUAUACACACAUGAGCCAACUACCGUCUUCAACACGUCUAUCCACUCCCAAAAUGGCAAGGAAAUCGACAGCACAGAACUUGCAAACUGUGGUCUUCAUUCGCAGACCCUGGAACAGUUCACCCAGUUAUCGACACUGGGAAAAUCCUCCCUCCGUCAUUUAGAACUUAACGACUACAAAUACAGCUGGAAAUGCUGAGGCUCCACGAGCUAAUGUGUGGAUGGUGCCGCCUCGUGUCUGUCAUCUGCCCAGAAGCGUUCCUUUACUCGGCCUGUAAGUGUGACAUGUUCCAGGGGUUUCUUGAAGACAAAGCUCUGAUCUUUGGAGUUAAAGCACCACUGAAGGGGACACAUUUCCACAACUGUGGUGGAAGUAGGAGCUGUACAUUGCUUUUAACCUUUUAAAUAUUUAAUCUUAUAAUUGAACUGUUAUUCAGAUUCCGUUUUUAUAGGAAAAGGUAAUGAACUUGUUUCAGGAUUAUAAAAAUAUAUGAAAAAAGACAUUUACUACUCAAAUACUGCCCUGUUUCUAAGCAUCACCUUUACGGCUCAUUCAGACAACUGUAUGUGUUUUGCUAACUGCAAAAGACAGAUACCAGCCCCAAGAUAGAAAUGCCUAUUCUUGUCAGAUAGGACGUGCUCUAUUU
Messenger RNA from Bufo bufo (common toad), 2223 nucleotides. It is a transcript of the gene DONSON, whose product is annotated as DNA replication fork stabilization factor DONSON. The transcript has 10 exons. The record is from RefSeq and is a predicted model, not a curated record. Gene Ontology annotation, cellular component: nucleus. NCBI's taxonomy places the organism in Eukaryota, Metazoa, Chordata, Amphibia, Anura, Bufonidae. Gene Ontology annotation, biological process: nuclear DNA replication. Bases 54 to 1775 code for a protein of 573 amino acids.